Molecule: messenger RNA, 3621 nt
Organism: Amphiprion ocellaris (clown anemonefish)
Lineage: Eukaryota; Metazoa; Chordata; Actinopteri; Pomacentridae
Product: oocyte zinc finger protein XlCOF6-like
Exons: 3
Coding region: 254-1825 (523 amino acids)
Source: RefSeq, a predicted model, not a curated record
AUUAUGAGUCAGUUCUAACAGUGAAAAGUGACAAAAACUGAUCUAAAGAGUGAAAGUCAGUUCUGGUUGAAGGGAUUUAAAUGAAUAUCUGAAAAUGACAUUUUAGGUAAUAUUACAUUAAACUAUGAAUGGAUUAUCAGUGUGUAAAACCUGAACUGUAGAGACUACCAUGUGACCUCACCUGUCCUCAGGUCAGUCUCGCGCUGUUUUGUUUUUUCUGGUUGAACUUUUAACCGGAAAUCAUCAGCUGCGCAUGCGCCACCUGCUGAGCGGCUCGGACUCGGUAAAGUUCUCCGCAGUGAGCCGAACCAGCGGCGGAACCGGAGCCAUGGAACCCCACACGGCCUCCCCGGACGAUCCGGUUCAGGUGAAGGUGGAGCCGGACGGGGACGUGGAGAUCCAGUCUUACCCGGUCCUCAGGAAGCUGUCCAUCACUCUGACGGACUGUAGGUCGUGGCUGGAGGGGCGGGACUUCCUGUCUCUAGGCCAACACCCUCAACUCUGCGAGUUUACGCCACUGCAGCAGCCUUCCACCAACACCGGCAGGAAGAUGGCGUACUGCCCCGAGUGUAAGAAGGGCUUCUACAAGCAAUCUCACCUGGAGGCCCACCUGAGGGUCCACCAAGGCCAGAAACCCAACGAGUGCUGGCAAUGCGGGAAGACCUACCCGACCCUGAUGAGCCUGGUGGUCCACCAGCAGAUCCACGACCGCCAGGAGCCGUACCGCUGCUCGUACUGCGACAAAACCUUCGCCCUGAAGAGGGACUGGAAGACCCACCACCGCACGCACUCCGGUACCAAACCCUUCAAGUGCUGGUUCUGUGGAGACGGGUUCUGCGAGCAGGACGAGCUGACAGAGCACCUGCAGCAGCACCAGGGGGAGAAGUGCUACCGUUGCUCGGUCUGCGACAAGAUGUUUGUGUCCUACCAGGGCUUCAACUUUCACCGCAAGUCACACAAGAGCCAGACGUUGCUGCCGUGCAACAGGUGCGACAAGACCUUCACCAACCCUCAGAGCCUGAAGCUGCACCAGGUCACGCACUCCAGCAAGAAGCCGCACAAAUGUCCCACCUGCGGGAAAGGCUUUAAGCUGCAGAGCGGCCUGCGCUGCCACCAGCGCACCCACGAUGACCUGCGCGACUACCACUGUGCCGAGUGCGGCAAGUGCUUCUCCAGCCUGCAGGGCCUGAAGCUGCACAACCGGACCCACACCGGCCUCAAGCCCUACAAGUGCCCCGAGUGUGGCAAGAGGUUCACGCAGUCUCCACACCUCAAGUCCCACAUGGUGACCCACACCGGUGAGCGGCCGUUCCUCUGCACCACCUGCGGCAAAAGGUUCACGCAGUCGUCCCACCUGAGGUCCCACAUCACGCUGUUCCACGUGGGCGAGAAGCCAUUCAGCUGCGAGGACUGCGGCAAGAGCUUCACCAUCGCCCACUACCUGAAGAUGCAUCGGCUGAGCCACACCAAGGAGAAGCUGUACCAGUGCUCCUACUGCCAGAAGUCCUUCUCCUACCACAACUCGUGGCGGGCGCACGAAAGGAUCCACACCGGCGAGCGUCCGUUCAGCUGCCAGGACUGCGGCCAGAGCUUCAUCACAUCGGGCUCGCUGCUGAGCCACCAGAGGGCCAAACACACCGGCGAGAAGAGCCACUACUGCAUCACCUGCGGAGAGUUCUUCUUCACCAGCUCGCUGCUGCGCGUCCACCAGCUGGACCACACCGGGGAGCGGCCGCAUGCCUGCAGCUGCGGAAAAACCUUCAAGACCAAAGGCGUGCUGCGCUACCACCUGAAACGCUUCACCGAGCACCGACCCUCCCAGUGACCCGCCACCUGGAGGGGGCGUGGCCACAGACAGGUGCAACAGGAAGGAUGCCUCUUCAGGUGGUCUGAGCUGGAGCUGGACUGUCUGGAGGAGCAGCUCCACCUACUGGUUGGAGGGUUUCUUUCACUACAUGAGGACAGAAACUCCUGAAGGACACACAUCAGAACCUGUCAGGUUUUAGUUUCUUCAGCAUCAUCAGAUGAACUCUACAGGAACUCUCCCAAAGAACCACAAACACUAACAGACUUUAUCUCAUGUUCCAUGCACUGCUCCAGAGCAUCUAACACGUGUUCUCCUCAGAGUGGUCCACCAAUGAAGGUCCAACCCAUCUGAUCAGUUAUUGAUCUGAAGGUUUAAUGGAGCUGAUCAGUUAUUGAUCUGAUCAGUUAUUGAUCUGAAGAUUCAAUCCAUCUGAUCAGUUAUUGAUCUGAUCAGUUAUAGAUCUGAUCAGUUAUUGAUCUGAUCAGUUAUUGAUCUGAAGAUUUAAUGGAGCUGAUUGGUUAUUGAUCUGAUCAGUUAUUGAUCUGAUCAGUUAUAGAUCUGAUCAGUUAUUGAUCUGAAGAUUUAAUGGAGCUGAUCGGUUAUUGAUCUGAUCAGUUAUUGAUCUGAAGAUUUAAUGGAGCUGAUCAAUUAUCUGAUCAGUUAUUGAUCUGAUCAGUUAUUGAUCUGAAGGUUUAAUGGAGCUGAUCGGUUAUUGAUCUGAAGGUUUAAUGGAGCUGAUCAGUUAUUGAUCUGGUCAGUUAUUGAUCUGAUCAGUUAUUGAUCUGAAAUUUUAACGGAGCUGAUCUGUUAUUGAUCUGAUCAGUUAUUGAUCUGAUCAGUUAUUGAUCUGAAGAUUUAAUGGAGCUGAUCGAUUAUUUAUCUGAUCAAUUAUUGAUCUGAUCAGUUAUUGAUCUGAAGGUUUAAUGGAGCUGAUCUGUUAUUGAUCUGAUCAGUUAUUGAUCUGAUCAGUUAUUGAUCUGAAGAUUUAAUGGAGCUGAUCAUUUAUCUGAUCAGUUAUUGAUCUGAUCAGUCAUUGAUCUGAAGGUUUAAUGGAGCUGAUCGGUUAUUGAUCUGAUCAGUUAUUGAUCUGAUUAGUUAUUGAAGUGAAGGUUUAAUCGAUCUGAUCAGUUAUUGAUCUGAAGAUUUAAUGGAGCUGAUCAGUUAUUGAUCUGAUCAGUUAUUGAUCUGAUUAGUUAUUGAACUGAAGGUUUAAUCUAUCUGAUCAGUUAUUGAUCUGACAGAAGAGAAUGUAAUGUGACAGAACCGCAGCAGAGUGACACCUCUUCUCGUCUGUACCUAUCUGUGCUGUCGUGUGUUUUUAUUCUCUGGAUUCAUCAGUCAGCUGUUUGGUCUAAAGCGUGGAUCAGAGGUUCCUCAAACGGUCCUCAAAUGUCUGGUUUAGUCCAGAUAUCUUCAGUUUUCUGUCCCAGAGGAAAGAUGCUGCCAUCUCUGAAGUUAUUCAUUUAAUUGUUGAUUAUUGAAGAGCUGUUUGAUCGAUUGAUUGUAGCGGCUCUGGUUUAAAGCUUUCUAAGGACAGAAAUAAAAUGUUUCAUCCAGUUUUUAAUCUUCUGCUGCUGCAAACUGGAGUGUUGUCACUUUUUACACCUUUUUAUUUCUGAAGAACAAAUAAAGGAAAUGAGUUUAUCUGAACUGAAACGUGAUCUGGUGCUGGAGAGCAGAGAAACCGUUCAACAUAUGGAGUCACAUGACCUGACAGCCGACCAAUCACAGCCGGACUGUCCACCGGAACCCCGUUAAUGCUGCUCUUAGUCAUCAUGUUCUGCUCCAUAAUAAAAACCUAUCAUGUUCUUUUA